Molecule: messenger RNA, 842 nt
Organism: Effrenium voratum
Lineage: Eukaryota; Dinophyceae; Suessiales; Symbiodiniaceae
Source: the annotation of a GenBank genome assembly
UUACGGACUUGGAAGACCAUAGCCGGGCGAUGCGCCAUGCGCUCCUAGCAGGCUUGGGAUUGUUCAACUCUGCCCAUGGCGACCCCCUCUGGUGGCGCCUGGCGGUGAACUCUGAGGAAGCGCAGUGGCACAUUUGCAACCUCCGCCUCUACCAGGACCGCGACUGCCUGAGGCCCUUGUCCGGCAGCCUGGUGAAGAGCCGCAGCUCCUCGCCGGCGCUGCGGAGUACCUACAGCCAGGACACUAUCUUUUCGGAAUGGGCUUCCAACUGCGAAGGCAGUUGUGCGCCCAUGGAUGCCUGGGUAGCGGUGGAGCUGUACCAGCCCAUGGUGGUACAGUGCCUGCGCUACGAAGAGUGCCAGACAGCUUUCACCCCCUCGACCACAGCGGCCGCGGCCCCGGGCCCGCCCACGCCUACCACGUCCAAAGCAACGACGUCCACAGGCGUUGCGGGUCCCACCGUUACCAUCACCACCACCAAUCCCUUCCUCAACCUCGGCGGCCUAGGCCUGGGGCUGGCAGCAAGAGAGAUCGUGCUGCACCGGGCCUCCAGCGGCUUCGACUGGAGCCUGGUGGCCUCCUGGACCGGCGCGCAGCCAGGAGCCCAGGUCAGCAUGACCAUGUCGACUUAUUUCCCGCAGACGCAGGGCUACACCGCCACGUGGCAGCCCGCGGCGGACGGCUGCUCGCGCUGCGGGAUGGCGAACACUGGCGUUGCCGCGCGCGAGGUCAUCCAGGCUGUCUUCUCGGACAAGGUGUAUUUCGGGGAGGGGGACAUCGAGAUUUUCCGAGGCUCCUAUUCGACCCUACGGAUGUCGGCGCAAAGCUCGCCGUGGUUUCAG